CCUCCUCUGCUCGCUCCGGCUGAUGGACGGAGCCAGAGGACAGCGGUCGUGCAGUGAGACAGACUACUACUACGAGUACACAGAGUGCGACAGUACGGGAUCUCGAUGGAGAGUGGCCAUCCCGCACAGAACCGGGGCCUGCACGGGACUACCAGAGCCUGUACGCGGCACAGAGUGCACCUUCUCCUGCGAGUCUGGGGAGUUCCUGGAGAUGUCGGCUCAGGAGUGCACCAAGUGCGCCGCUGGAAGCUACUCCCUCGGCAGCGGCAUCCGCUUCGACCAAUGGGAUUCCAUGCCUGCUGGGUUCAGUAGCCUGGCAACCUCCCUGGAAAACGGCCCCCGCGGAGACGACGGGGUCACCUGCAACAGUUCUUCCUGGGUGCCUCAAGGAAACUACCUGGAGUCCAACAGGGACGAGUGCACGGUCUCCCUCAUCUAUGCCGUGCAUCUGAAGAAACAGGGCUCCGUCACCUUCGAGUACCAGUAUCCAGACAACAACCUGCUGUUUGAGUUCUUUAUCCAGAACGACCAGUGUCAGGAGAUGGACCAGUCCACUGAUACCAAGUGGCUCCAGCUCACCAAUCAUGGUGAAUGGGCGACCCACACUGUGAACCUGAAAUCUGGCACCAACAUCCUCUACUGGAGAACAGGAGGCGUCGUGAUGGGGACCAAAGUGGUGAAGCCUGUUUUGCUGAAAAAUGUCCAAAUAGAAGGAGUUGCAUAUACGUCGGAGUGUUUUCCGUGUAAGCCCGGGACGUUCAGCCAGGUCCCAGGCUCCUCCACGUGUGAACCCUGCCCUCGGGACACCUACGCUGGCCACGGGGCCAGCUCCUGCACUCCCUGUGACACCACCAUUCAGUUUGCAGCUGAGGGAUCGGCUGUGUGUAAGAACAGACCUCCGUGUUCCGUGAAGGACUAUUUCCAGAUCCACACAGCAUGUGACCACGACGGCAAGACGCAGGUCAUAUAUAAGUGGAUCGAGCCUCAGAUCUGUCUGGAGGGUGUGAGCGGAGCCGAGACGUUGCCUCCGGGCGGAGAACCGGAGCCCUGCCCCCCCUGCAACCCUGGUUUCUAUAACAAUGACACAGCCACCUGCUCCCCCUGCCCGACCGGGACCUACUCUGACGGACUGCAACCGUGUAAGCAGUGUCCAGCAGGCACCGAGCCCACCUUGGGCUACGAGUAUAAAUGGUGGAAUAUUCUUCCUGCGAACAUGAAGACCUCCUGUUUUAAUGUGGGCAACUCCAAGUGCGACAGUAUGAAUGGCUGGGAGGUGGCAGGGGAUUACAUCCAGAGUGGAGCAGGAAGCUCGGAUAACGAUUACCUCAUCCUCAACAUCCAUGUUCCUGGCUUCAAGCUUCCUACUGCAAUAUCCAGCCAUUCAGGGACAGAGUUCGGUCGCAUAACGUUUGAGUUUGAAACUCUGUGCGCGGCCGAUUGUGAGCUCUACUUCAUGAUGGAUGUAAACAGGAAGAGUACCACUGUGGUGGAGUCAUGGGAGAAAACCAAGACGAGACAGACGUACACAUACGUCAUGACCAAGAACGCCCCGGUUUCCUACACGUGGGCUUUCCAGAGGACUAACCAGCCUGCAGAUGCCCGUCGGUACGUCAACGACGUGGCAAGAAUCUACUCCAUCUCCGUGAGUAACGCAGUGGACGGGGGGUCCUCUGGGUGUCGGGCUUGUGCGCUCAGCACUCAACCGUCCAGCUCCACCUGUGUGCCGUGCCCACCUGGACAUUACAUUGACACACGCAGCAGCCAGUGCAUGGAGUGUCCACCGAACACGCACCUGGUCUCUCACGCCACGCCGGGCCCCGAGGCGUGCAAACCCUGCGGCCCAGCCAGCAAGAGUGACAAGGACCACAGUUUGUGUUACAGUGACUGUCACUUCAGCCACACAGAGGGAAACGUCACUCUGACCUUUGACCUCAGCCUCCUCGGCUCCGUGGGGUCUCUGAUGAACGGUCCCAGCUUUACCUCCAAAGGAACUAAGUACUUCCACCAGUUCAAUAUCAGCCUGUGUGGAGGACAGGGUCAGCUGGCGUCGUGCACAGACAACGUAACAGACCUCUCCAUCACUGACUACCAGAGGGAGAAAGGUGAAGGAGCCAAUGCUGUCAAGACCUUCAUCUGUCAGUCAACUAUCAUCCCAGCGAGCGGACGAGGUUUCCACACAGCGCUCUCCUCUCAGUCCAUUAACCUGGCCGACACCUUCCUCGGAGCAACAGUAGACGAUACACUCGAUGGAAUAAGGGCGAGACCAGACCUCUACCCCCAGAAAGCGAAGAAAGUUCCCGAUAUCAACUUCUACUACAGGUCUUUGGAGGCGACCUCGUCUUGUGAGUCCGGUCGCAGUGCGGUGCUGACACUCCGCUGUAACCCAGAGAGGAGCACUAAAGGAGAGCUGUCAGUUUCCAGCCAGUGCCCUGCAGGAACAUGUGACGGCUGCACCUUUCACUUCCUGUGGGAGAGCUCGGGGGCGUGUCCCACAUGCACGGCGAGAGAUUACCAUCAGAUAGAAGGAGCGUGCAAGGGAGGAAACCAGGACCUGCUGUCUGUGUGGACUGAGCCCAAGCUGUGCAUGGGGGGGGUGAGCCUGCCUGAUAAGAGGACGCUGCCGUGUGAAGGUGUGGAGUUCUGGAUCCGGCUCGGUGCCGGCGUGGGCGCCUUCACCGCCGUGCUGCUCGUCUCCCUCACCUGCUACUUCUGGAAAAAGAACAAACGGCUGGAGUAUAAGUACUCCCGGCUGGUGAUUUCGGCCAAUAAGGAGUGUGACAUGCCAGGAGCCGACAGCUGUGCCGUGAUGGAGGGAGAGAACGAGGGCGACAUGGACGAUGAAGUCGUCUACACAAAGCCCUCUCUGCUCGGCAAACUCAAAGCCAUAGCCUCCAAGGGAAACGGUGAGAAGUACGAAAACGUGCAGCUGAACUCGUCUCAUUCGAAAAACCUGGUGUGGAGCUAGGGUGGCGGCAAAGUGGGUGGGAGUGAGAGACGAGAGCAGACCCUCGUGAGACUUUCCACUGAUGGACCCUUUAACCGACCUCCCCCUUUAUGAGCUUUGGUACCUGGAAUACCAACCGUGUGUCACAAACAUACCUACACACACCCACACACGCACACACGCCAGGCAGGUACCGAGAGCCAGGUUCAGAGGAGUCGCACCAACACGCAGGCCUUAAAGCUUAGUAUGACUGAGCCGUCCAACUGGAAGCAUAGUACUGUGAAGCAGGCGUGAGCGAUAGACGCUCCUGAUUCAAACUGAUGUCAGAGAGGCCGAUAGAAGAGCUCAGGGUGAGACAAGGACCUAUAUGAGAAGUUUAUUUAUUUCAGUCUGUGUAGUAUCUGAUAUUUCUUUCGACAGCCACGCUGCAUCAUCAGGGUCACCGUGGUUAGUGUGCGUUUGUGUGUGUCUUCAUCUCCCAUAGACAUUUACACAGACUGAUAUAUUUUGUCAAAAAAAGUCUAUAUCUUCUCAUUCGCACUCUUUGGUUGUCGAAGUCACUGCACUAAGAUCUGCCGACCAAUGGAAAAUGAAGAGGACGUUGUUUGUGUUGAUUAUCAA
Messenger RNA from Limanda limanda (common dab), 3565 nucleotides. It is a transcript of the gene elapor2a, whose product is annotated as endosome-lysosome associated apoptosis and autophagy regulator family member 2a. NCBI's taxonomy places the organism in Eukaryota, Metazoa, Chordata, Actinopteri, Pleuronectiformes, Pleuronectidae. Gene Ontology annotation, biological process: positive regulation of BMP signaling pathway. The transcript is spliced from 22 exons. The coding region runs from base 23 to 2965 and encodes 980 amino acids. The record is from RefSeq and is a predicted model, not a curated record.